AUGAUUUCAAGAAAUUUCAAAUUACCGAGCCAAUCUAACACAUAAUACAAUACUUAACACUCGGGAACUCCAGGUGGAAGAGAAUAUAGUUUUACAGAUUUCUAGCCAGAUGUCAUUAAACAAGUUGCAUUGACGACUAGCUCAUAACAGGAUAAAUCAAAGGCGACAUCAACUAAGAACGCAAAUAAUAUCUAGCCUGCUUUUAGAUCUUUUAAGGAAAGGAUGAGCAUCUUUGUUCAUAGCAGCAACACAGGAGCAAUGACUGUUAGGACUGCCUCAUAAAACGGAUCAAAUUCAGCUAGAUCUAAGCAAGACUUUUAAAUAAACUUACAACAAUUAAGAGAAUCGUACAAUGAUUAUCAAUAAUAAGAAACCCUAAAGAAAAGAGAAGUAUUGGAAAGACAGAUCUCAGUCGAGAAAAGACUAGAACAAGUUAAAUCAGGUAUAAAGACACUUUUUGAGAGAUAUAGCUCUCACAACCAGUAAUAUGGCUAUAUGAAGUUCAAUUAAUUCAAGGAUAUAUUUACAAUAGCUUAGUUGUAUCCAGAAAAGCUUAAUCAAGAGCAACUUGAGAUCAUUUAUUAUCAAUCUAAGAGAAAAGACGACUCUGCUCUGGUUUACGAAUCAUUUCUGAAAACAAUUUUGACGAUUUCGAAGUUUCUCUUCCCUUAAAAGCAGCCAAUAGAGGCUACUAUAAGCAUAUACGAGGAAUAUUUAAAGAGUUAAGUCACUUAAGAAAAUAUUAGAGAGAUUAAUACCUAGACUUUAAAUAAAACUCUCUGGGAAAAAGAUGUCAGACUGAUUAAAAGUCUGGCUUCAAAGUUCGCCAAAGUAUAUCCACUAUAUUGGAAAAAUGAACUUAUCAUUAAAAAGGAAAAGUCUAGAUUUGAGAAUGAAUAGGAUUCUCAAAAAGAAUUACAGAGGUUUGUCAGGGACUUCAACCUAGUAUUUCUGUUGUAAAAUAAAAACAUUCAAAAAUUCAACAGAUUAUUAGAUGAGUCAUUGAAUUAAAAAACGGAUUUCUUAGGGAUAGAGGUAGCUUGUCUUGAAUAAGGACAUACCUUUAAAUUUUCUAUGCUUAUUAAUUUCCUCUUAAAAUGUGCCCAUGCAUUUUACCCUAUAAAUGGUCUCUCUGAAUUACUUGAAAAACUAGAAUUUUCUAAGGGUACUGAGCAAGUUAGAGCAUUAGGUCUAAGAGUGUCCUUUAUUAACCAUUAUGAUGUUAGAAUAGAAGAGGAUAAUGUAAUGAGUGGAGUAUAAAGUUAAUUCUAAAAGAGAGAUUCUUAGAUGAAUUUCUUCUAACAAGUAGGUGGAGGUAAUAGAAAUAAUAAACAGCCCAACCAAUUAGAGAUGUCUAUGAUGAAUAGUCGAGAGUUUGCCUUAAAGCUCAAUAAGUAUGUCGGAUAGCUCGAGAAAAUUUACCAAUAAUAUGCGAUUGAAGCCAGCAGUAGACUUGGAAUGAACAAUUUUAUAAAAUUCUUAAAGGAGUAUGAUCUACUUUCAGAACAAAAUCAUACUUUAGAGAUAGGCAAGAUUAAUCUAAAUAAGAAUGGCAUCAUAGAGGAAUAUCACAAAGUUUCAGUGAACAGAGUUCAAAUUAUCUUUAAAUAGACAACUAAGUCUAAGAAUGCAAAGUUGAAUUUUGAAUAGUUCCUUUACGCUUUGAAGUAAUUAUCAACUGAAGUGUACCCAUUCUCAGGAGCAGAUGAAAAUGAAUAUGAAAAUUUGGAAAAGACUAUGAAUGAAAUGUAGAGAUACGAAAACUCAGUAUUCUUCAAACUUAUUUCCAGAAAUAUCAUUAAAAAGAUUCCAGUGCGGUAGAAUAAAUAUGAUAAAUAUAAAGAAGUAAAAGAUUAGGAAGGAGCAUAAGCAGAGGAAAUUGAAUUCAUAGCAGAAGACAAGAUCAAAGAUAUGCUAGAUGCAAUGUAAGAUGUUGAUAUUUAGGGCCUAAUCAAGAUUUUUUACAACUAAAUUCAGCCUCUAAUGCGAUUAUUCUAAUCAACUCUCGAAGGACUAAUGGACUUUGAAGCAACUCUUAGAUUUUGCUAAACUUAUGAUAUUUUCCCAUCUUUAUGCUCCAAAGUAAAACUAAAAGAGCUAUUCACUGUAUUCGCUUCAUUUCAUCAGCAAUCCAUGAUUAAUAAAGUUGGAAAAAGAAAAGCUCUUGGAGAAGAAGGAAAGAGAUAUAUUGAUAAUGAUUUAUUGAUUGAGCUUUUGGUAACAAUAGGUCUCAGCUAAAAAACACUAAGCAGUUAGAAUUAAGAGAAUUAGUAUGAAGGAUAUUUCAUUAAGGUAUGA
Molecule: messenger RNA, 2298 nt
Organism: Stylonychia lemnae
Lineage: Eukaryota; Ciliophora; Spirotrichea; Sporadotrichida; Oxytrichidae
Source: the annotation of a GenBank genome assembly